This is a messenger RNA of Paramecium octaurelia, 507 nucleotides long. NCBI's taxonomy places the organism in Eukaryota, Ciliophora, Oligohymenophorea, Peniculida, Parameciidae. The record is from the annotation of a GenBank genome assembly.
AUGCACUAAAAUUCUGGCUUGACUUAUCAUAAUGUUGAUUCAUAUAUUGAAACUGAAGGCUUUUUUUGCUUCGAACAAUUUACAAGACUAGAUUUGAAGAAAAAAAAUUGGGAAGAAAGUUUAAAUAGUUUGACAGAUGACUUGAUUGCACUUAAGAGUGAAUAUGUGGAUUUGGAAAAUCUAGAAAUAUUCAUUGCUCUUUUAGAGUUCUUGGAAAAGAAUAUCCAAGAAUCAGAGGUAGGAUCACCUUAUUUUCAAUUGAGAUAAGGUAUGAACUAAACUUCAAUUAAUAAUUAUAUAAAUGACAUGCUUGAAAAUAUUGAAAAGAGUCUUACAUGUGAUUCAGAUGACUAUAGAGCAAUUGACUUCCCAGGAUUAUUGAAAUUGGAGGAUAUCCUAAGCUUUUUAAAAGAAUCUAAGUUCAUUAAAUCAUAUAUGUAAAAAGUAGAUUACCUACUUCAAAUUUAACAAGAAAGGAAAUAGUAAUAAUUUAAAAAGAAAAAAUGA